CUCCCCUCCACACGCGCGACUGCCGCCAUGAGCCGCUCCGGAGGCGCGCGCGCGCCCGACGACCAGACGAAGCUCAAGAAGCAGCUGAACGAGCUCAUGAAGCUCGAGGAGAACAAGUUCUGCGCCGACUGCGGCUGCCGCGGGCCGCGCUGGGCCUCCAUCAACCUCGGCGUCUUCAUCUGCAUCGCGUGCUCGGGCAUCCACCGCAGCCUGGGCGUGCACCUGACCUUCGUGCGCAGCGUCAACCUGGACUCGUGGACCUCGGAGCAGGUGCAGCAGAUGCAGCGCUGGGGCAACGCGCGCGCCAAGGCCUACUACGAGGCCAACGUGCCGCGCGACUACCGCAUCCCGACCGAGCACUCGUCGGUGCGCGAGAAGGAGAUGUGGAUCCGCGAGAAGUACGAGCGCAAGCGCUUCGUGGGCGAGGCCCCGCGCGGCGAGAACGACGAGCGCGCGUCACGCCGCAAGAAGCACAGCAGCGACGAGGACGAGGAUGAUGAACAGGACGAGCGCGAGCGCCGUCGCGAGCGCCGCAAGGACAA
Molecule: messenger RNA, 542 nt
Organism: Phytophthora sojae
Lineage: Eukaryota; Oomycota; Peronosporomycetes; Peronosporales; Peronosporaceae
Exons: 1
Molecular function (GO): GTPase activator activity
Source: RefSeq, a predicted model, not a curated record